Messenger RNA from Geodia barretti, 1269 nucleotides. The record is from the annotation of a GenBank genome assembly. Lineage: Eukaryota; Metazoa; Porifera; Demospongiae; Tetractinellida; Geodiidae.
AUGUACGCUCCUCCCAUUCUUGCUCUGCGAGCGAUGGAGCGAAUCGCCUUUCUCUGCGGGGUGUUCUCGCUGCCGUUUCUCUGCUGGACUUCGGCUGAUCGUUCCGAUUCAGUAAGCCUGUACGGCGGCUCCAGUGUCGGACCCUGCAGCGCCGCAGGAGUAAGGGAUAAUCUAACGUUCAUCGCUAACUACACCGAUCUACCGGACGCCCUCGAGGAGUUAGAGCGAAACGCGACGACAGAGUUCUCCCACUUUACCGUCUGUCUCCGCGGAGAUGGCGCCUUUACGCUGUCCCCAGUAAACCUUACAGACGUGCGGCUGGAGAACUUACGUUUCGAGGGCUGUACAUCGCCCAUUGGUCUAGAGCUAGUGGAGACAGUCGUCAUCGUUAACUGCUCGUUCAGGUAUUUCACGGAAGCUGUGUUUGACAUCUUCAAUUGUCAAGACACAAACAUCGUCGACUCAGUUUUCGAGCAUAAUUCUGGCCAUGGUUUGUCGGGGGUCACUAGUCGAGGUAACACGGGCGGUGUUGCCAUUGGUUUUCGAAACGCUCCACCAUCCAUGAGAGAAGUUUCUGUCAUUAUUUCAAACACGACGUUCCUGAACAACACUGCAUUUUCGACCUCGUUUCUCCUGGCUCUUGAUCGUCUGGUCUACCCUGGAAGAGGAGGAGCUCUAGGAAUGUUCAUGUCCCACGCAUUUGACAACGUGACGGUAGUAAUCUCACACUGUUCAUUUGUUGAAAACACAGCAGCACUCUUUGGAGGGGGGAUAUUCUAUUUAGUCACUCACGAGAGCCACCGCCACAAGUUACUGAUUGAUAAUACGACAUUUGAUUCAAAUUCCGGUCUAUUUGGGGCCUCGGGGGUUAUGCUAGCUAAUCCGCUAUCACUUGAAGAGUUGCCAGGGGAAAGGGAACCAGUGCUAUUUAAGAUCAGAGGGUGUCGGUUUGUUAACCACACCGCCAACAGUGGAGGGAGCAUCUCCUUGUUUCCAUCCUAUCUCACUGGGAGAGGAAGUCAGAUGAUACUGAGCGACAGUGUGUUUGUCAACAACAGGGAAAACGAGUCGGAUCCUUUCGCUCACGGCUCGGCCAUCGCUAUUUCAGAGAUCAAUAUCUUCAGCGAUCGUUCGUCGAUCCCCGUGCACCAAAUCACAAACUGUACGUUUGUCAACAAUUCGGGGCAGAAUGGUAUUGUCAAUGAUGGAUAUGCUCCAAUCCUGUUCUCAGGAGCUAACAGUUCCUUGGAAACAAAGGAACACCACUGA